Messenger RNA from Neoarius graeffei (lesser salmon catfish), 5167 nucleotides. RefSeq names its product midnolin-like. The transcript has 7 exons. Gene Ontology annotation, cellular component: nucleus. Gene Ontology annotation, molecular function: protein binding. NCBI's taxonomy places the organism in Eukaryota, Metazoa, Chordata, Actinopteri, Siluriformes, Ariidae. The coding region runs from base 1748 to 3196 and encodes 482 amino acids. The record is from RefSeq and is a predicted model, not a curated record.
AGGUCUCCUGGGUUCAGGACACAUGACUCAUUGCUCUUGAUUGUGUUUAAACUGUGUUACAGAAGACGGACUGUGCUUUGUGACUCUACAGGCACACCAUUCCCGUCACCCUGUCAACACCUGUCUAUAUUACUAGACUGUAAACAGUGUUCUGACAGCCAGCUAGAAAUUACUUUUGUUUAGAAAGGCAUAAGUAAUGUGUUCUCUAAUGAACCUUAAUGCCCGCAAAGCUGAAAACAGCGUAGAAGUGUUUGUAACCAUCCCCCUCUCACCCUGCUCACUUCUUUCAGUACUGAGAUACCAGACUAUAAAAACAAAAACUUAGCCAUGGAGACUUCUUCCCCCGAGCUGUAACCCUGCUCAAUAACAGACUCCUUAACUGCUGAAAUACUGCAUGUCAAAUUUAUUGUAAGUGAAAUUUUACUUGCCCAGGUUUUUUUUUCCACUUUAGAGUAACAUUUAGCACUACUUAAGGAUUUAUCUAUUUACACUUUACAUUUUAUUUUUAACAAGUGCAUCACUUUUAAACAUGGCUCAACAAAUCAGUGCUUAAAACAUUAACCUCUGAUUAAAUCCGUACCAUUUUGUGCACUCAUGGAAUCCUGGAAUGUACAUUCUUCGGUAAUGGCUUUAUCAUGGUGAGGGUGACUGGAUGGAUGAGACACCAUACACACAUUUACACUCUCAUUCACCAGUCCACCUACUGGCAUAUUUUUGGAAGGUAGGAAGAAACCAGAGAACCCAGAGGGAACCCACAUGGGCACAAUGAGAGCAUGGAAGACUCCAUACAGACAGUAAAUCUGAGCUCAGGAGCCUGGAUCUGUGAGGAACUACAGCUAUAAAGUCUAUGGAGUUACCCCCACAUGUGAAUGAACAAUAGCUUUAUUCUAUUAAGGAACUCACUGAGCAAUCCAUCCAACAUGUUGCUUCCAGAAAUGUCAGAUUAACCUUAAUCCCUGAUUAUUGUACAAUAGUGUAGAGGCUAAAUAUUAUUAUAUUAUUGUACAAUAGACCUAAUUUUACUGUGAAACUAAAACAACCUUAGUAUUUAGCUUUCUUUAACUAGUUUUUAUAGGUCCAAACUGGAUAAACAUUUAGAUUUGGUGCCCAGUAUUAGCGUUUUCAGAAAUGGUUACCAGGUUACGGUCUCGCGCUAAACUGUUAUGAAUGAUUAGAGUAGGAAGUAGAAAGGACGUCGCUGAUUGGCUGGAACUAUACUCCUGUAGGCGGGAGAAGGCGGGAAGAGGCGUGGCAUUCCCUACAUGUGGGUGUUACGUCAAGCCAGACGAUUGGACAAGGCGCGACUAGGAGAAGCGAUAGGAACGUUGCUAUUGGGCGGUGGGCGGGGUUUAAGGAUCGGGUAGAAGAACAAAUCGAGCUCGCCACGCGCGUGCGGCUCGACAUCGGGUCGAACAAGGGGACGGAAAGGAAGCGCUCCGGACAGAGCGGGUUUGUUCGAACGCCGUAGUGCAGGAGUGAUCUGUCAUUCUUUAACACAAUGUACUUUGGUAUCUUCUGAAGAGAGAGAGGGGGAUAUAUUUUGGUCUUUAUUAAUAAUAGAUACUCCGAUACUGAAUUUAAAUAGAAUUGAAGUCGCGUCACAUUACAUCAUCCGGACUGUGCGGAUCUCAGAGUUGAAAAAAAAAAUAAAAACCUCUUAGGAGAUCACAGGAGAGGAAUAUUCACGUGGACCACACACACACACGCACACACACACACCGAUUGUUUUUUUCUUGCUCGAGCCCGAAUGGAACAGCACGCAGAAGCGCGAGGAGGCUGCACCGGUCACGGAUCGCGAUCCCGUUGUUCCGAGCUCGUGCACAACGAGCACAACUGCAUGCAUUUAUCCAUCCAGUCGACGACGGGCACGCGCUUCGAGCUGUCUCUCCCAGCGGAGGAGACGGUGGAGGGGCUGAAGAGGAGGCUUUCACAAAAACUCCGAGUGUCCAAAGACAGGCUCGCGAUUCUGCACAAAGACACGAGGCUAAGCUCAGGGCGGCUCCAGGAUUUUGGGGUUACGGACGGGAGCAAGUUAACCCUCGUGCCCUCGGUGGAGGCAGGAUUAAUGUCUCAGGUUUCCAAACCAGAGCAGUCCAUCAUGCAAGCGCUGGAGAGUUUGACAGAAACUCAGGUUGGUGACUUCCUAUCAGGUCGCUCUCCGCUCACACUCGCCCUUCGUGUCGGGGAUCACAUGAUGUUCGUGCAGCUGCAGCUGGCCGCACAAAACUCGGGCGUCCAACAGUGCACCACUAGGGGCCCUUCGAGCACAACCAGGACCACACAGCACAACACGAUGCCCUGUGGGGGCAGCAGUGAGCACCCUCAUAGUCCAAUUACCGCUCACAACAACCAGACGGCAUCAGCUGGACACCACGCCCACCACGCCCACCACGCUCACCUGUCACCCCCCUCCAGUCCGACACUUUCCCCAGGCUCCAUCCAUUAUCCUCACCUGGCCACAGGUGCCUGUAGCCCCUCCCCCAGAGCAGCCACACCUUUCCAGCAGGGUGAGUGUGGGACGUCUAGUGUAAGUGGAAGCACCAGCUCAUGGCCAAGUCGUAAACCGGGUGCGGUGAUAGAGAGCUUCGUGAACCACGCUCCUGGGGUUUUUUCUGGAACCUUCUCAGGCACCCUUCACCCGAACUGUCAGGACAGCAGUGGGCGUCCGCGCCGUGACAUUAGCACCAUCCUGCAGAUCCUCAAUGACCUACUGAGUGCCACGCGCCACUACCAGGGCACACCACCCGCCUUGGCCCAGCUCCGCUGCCAUACUCAGACACCUGUGUCUCCCCCAGCGACACCCCCCGCUUCACCAUGCCCACCUCCCUCACCCACUGCCAUGGAGCUUCCUUCAGCACCCGUGUCACCAUUAUCAUCCUCACCUACCUCAGACAGACCGGCACUGAGCCACAGCCGCAUCAGCAAACCAAUGGGCGAGCCCUCCAGACACACAGAGAACAGAGCAACGCGCUGUAAGGUGGAGCGUUUGCAGUUGUUGCUGCAGCAGAGGAGGCUCCGUAGGCGGGCGAGGAGAGAGCCGCGUGCUCCCUAUCACUGGCUGAGCGAGCGCAAAGCCACCCGAAGCCACAGCAACAGCAGCCUGAGCAGCGACGGCUCCAUCGACCUGGACUACGACGAGGCGCUCUGGAAGAACGACGUCCAGGCCGACAUCGGCUCCGAGUUCGUCGUGGCCUGAACGAGCAGCCCAAAGAGAAAGAAGGACGAGAGAAUGAGAAGAGGCUUAAAGAGGAUGAUGUGUAGGAAUGCUGGAAUUUUUAGCGUCGGUUCAGUUUGAAACACAAAAUCGCAUUGGGACGAGAACUCAAUGUGUGCUACAGCAUGAAGCGAACCAAGUGAGCGUCUCUCUGGACUGUGAAUACACAAGAUGAACCCUAAACGUCGUGACACUUUUUUUCACCCGAUUUUGCUCACUUGACUGUCUUAACAUGGUGGUGGUUUGAGUUGCUGUUGUUACGAAAUGCGUCAUGUAGCAUUAUGAAGCAAGAUAUUCAGGUGUUUCUCUCUGGUUUAUUACAUUUUGCACACUUCUUGUUGACCUGUGAGCAUUAAGGUUUCCUUUCUUGGUUUUUGAUACUCAUGAAACUCGGUUCAAACAAACUCACAUUCAAAUGAUCUCAAAUUCAGAAAGCAUUUAUUACAGACACAUUUUAAACUUGUAUCUGUAUCUACUGGUUAAAGUAUUAAGGUCAUAUCACAGUGCCUCUGUUUACCACUUACUGUAUUGAAGCAUCAAAUCUAGAACACAUCGGGUUUUUUUUUUUUUUGCUGCUACGAAGGAGGACAUACAUGCGAAAGAGAGGAGUCUUCUUUGUUUGGUCAUCCAUCUCAUUCUCAUUAUAACUAGGACGUGAUUCUACAGAUACGUACAAUUCUUCAUGCUUCUUGAACAUUCAAGGACCUCUUACGUGGGAUCAUUGACCGUUUAAGCCCUGUAGCACCAUUUUACAAGCUGAUUUGAAGAGAAAAUGACUUGUGUAGUAUUUUAGGUUUACGUCACCUGCUGUUCCACAUACGCCCAUCAAGAUGAAGAGUUACAUCAGACGUUUUUUCCACUAUGGACCAUUGCUGUCUCAAUAUUUGUAUGAUUUGAGAAAACUGGAAAUGAGACAUAACAAAUAUGGAUGGACCUUGUGUACAGUGGCCUUACCUAUCUUUAAAAAAAAAUAGUGAAAAGUGCAGGCACUGGAAACUCUGGAUCCUUGAUGUGUAUCGUGAUUUAUUAUUAUUAUUUUUUAAACCAAGGACACGCCAUUCGAGCAUUAGUGAAAGGCUCCCGUGCCUCAACAACGUGCCUGAGACAAACGGAACAAAGACGUUUCUUUCCUCGUCUGAUAAGCCUUCUCAGCUGCGAAAAAAGAAAUAAGAGUACUUUUUUUUUGUUUGUUUGUUUGUUUGUUUGUUUUUUUCAGUCAUGAUGUAAUGUCUGUCCUGUGUAUCUCUUGUGCAUCUUUCGUCUUGUGUACAUCCUGUCUUUCAUUCUGCAAACCGGAAUCUCCGUAAAUAUACAGAUAUAGGUAUAUACAGUAUAUAAAUAUAUAAUAAGUACAAAAAGAAGAACCGGUCCAAAUAAACAAAUCACUCUGUAAACAUAGUCAUAAAAUGUCACAAAGUGUACGUCUUCUGUUUCAGCACCAAGUUCCCGAAAUAUUGUUACCUGAAUGCAUGGGAUAUGAUCUAAUUUAUUUAAGGUUGAAUUGAAUUGAAUUGAAUUGAAUAUACGAGUAGUUCUUAAAGAAAUAUACGCCUUUGGUUGGGAUGUUGUUUUUAAAGUUGACGGUGGGUUUUUUUUUUUUGUCAACGCUGCAUUUUUUUUUUCGUUGCCUGUACUGUCUUGUGAUUUCACAGGCAAGGAGCCUCUGCUUGUGUAGCACAUUUUUAUAACUGUUUUAAUUUAUAAAGCCGAUCUCACGACUGUGAAGAAACGUUAUCUGAUGUUUUUCUUGUCACCUCUUUUGCGUGUGUUUGUUUUUCUCUUUAUUUCCGUUUGUGUAUUUUGUCAAAAAAAAAAAAAAAAUAGAAACCUGGUAUUGUAAAAGAGGGAAACAACUAAAACAACUGAUUUUCUUUGUUCAUGAGCAAUACAUUUCAGUGUGGCUUGCUGUAGACAUUUAUUUCUUUUUAGGUAAUAAAUUUUAAUUUUAAUGCA